AUGGGUGCGGCCCCGAUGCCACCCCGUCUCCUGCCAAUUGCCUUCAUCGUCUCCCUCGGCGGUUCAUUCCAUUUCGGCUUCCAGCUGGUCAUUACCAACCCGACUCAGUCGGUAUUCCUCGAUUUUCUCUCCGAUUCUCACUACAACCAUUACGGACAUCGGUUGGAAAAGGAGACCCUCGAGACCUUAUGGAGUGUGAUUGUGGCCAUUGUGUUCUUCGGGGCACUUCUCGGAUCGUUUGUGAUGCGAUUCAUUGCUGAAAGACUUGGUCGUCGUGUCGGCCUCCUGGCUGGAAUGUGCCUGUCCCAAAUCGCCGUCGGACUCUCAAUUCUGUCACAUACGAUCACCUCAUAUGAACUGUACACAUUCUCCCGCUUCCUCCUCGGCAUCGCCAUCAGCAUCACGAUGGGCCUGGGCGCGAUGUAUCUCGUCGAGAUCUGCCCGAAGUCUUGUCGCGGCAAAAUCGGCAUGGUCACCGGGACGAUGGUGCAACUUGGCACUGUAUUCGGCUCGAUCAUUGCCCUGCCCCAGAUCCUGGGCACCGAUACGCUAUGGCCGUUGAUCUACGGGUUCGAGCUGAUCUGCCUGGCCAUCCCCUUCCUGGCAAUGUUCAUGCUAUCUGAGAGCCCCAGCUUUCUCGUCAAACGGGGCCAGCACAAGCUCGCUCGAAAGGCCAUCGCCUAUUUCCACUCGAUAACUGAAGACGAGGCCGGUGCUCUCGUUGAUGAAUUGCGGGAUGAGCAAGAAGAGUCAGCCCGAAAGGUGGGAAUGUGCGCAGCAGUGUCGAGGAAGCGUCUCAGGAGACGGGUGUUCGUCGGCAUGGUGGUGGCUUUUGUGAUGGCGUUCUCGGGAAUUGCUGUCAUCAACGGGUAUGCCGUCGAAAUUCUGAUGAACACCGGGCUGAAUCGCCUCAACGCCUCCCUCGCUAACGUCGGGUUCAACCUGCUCAGUCUGUUGGCCAUCUUCUUUGGAGCAAUGAUCGUCGAUAGGUUCGGACGUCGCCCACUGCUUCUGAUCACUUCCGCCGGAAUUCUUUUAACAAACUUGGCCAUGGUUGCUCUGAUGUAUGCCUAUGUGAGCACAAAGGAUCCCCUGUACGGUAUCUUGCUGGUCGUGCUCAUCGGCGUGUUCACCCUAUUCUUUGCGGCGGGACCCGGGCCUCUUUGCUACUUCAUCUCAGCCGAACUCGUCGACACCAAGGCUCGAUCGGCAGCUCAAGCCUGGACUUCAGUCGUGCAGAUGGGAAGCCGAACCCUAUUACUGUCGACGUAUUUGCCGUUGAAAAAUGCGUUCGGCAAUUCGAUGGCCUACCUGAUGCUAUUCGUGGUGCCUGUUCUCGUCUCGAUUGUCGUCCUCUACUAUCGGCUGCCUGAAACGAAAAACAAGACCGCUAGCGAGAUCGUCGAAGCCGAACAGUUGCUGCCCAAAUUGUGCGGCAAGAAGAAGAGCCCCAGCAUGGAGAAUGUGAAUGUCAGCGAGCGGGUC
Molecule: messenger RNA, 1485 nt
Organism: Mesorhabditis spiculigera
Lineage: Eukaryota; Metazoa; Nematoda; Chromadorea; Rhabditida; Rhabditidae
Source: the annotation of a GenBank genome assembly